CAAGCCGCACGCCGCGCCUCCCUCUCUCUAUCGACCUCCUGAAGUCUCUCCGCUCGCUGCAACCAUGGCCGAAGACGCCGCCGCCGCGCCGCCCGCCGUGUCGCCCAACAAGCUGGCGCAGAAGCUCUCGUCGGCGCAGCUGACGGACGCCAAGAUCACGGGCUUCCCGCAGUUCACGCCGGCGCACCGCUCGCUCAUGUCCAAGCACCUGACGCGCGAGGUCUACGCGCAGCUCAAGGAGCUCAAGACGUCCACGGGCUACACGCUGGACCGCGCCAUCCAGACGGGCGUGGACAACCCGCACCUGGGCGUGGGCGUGACCGCCGGCGACGAGGAGUGCUACGAGCUCUUCAAGCCGCUGUUCGACCCCGUGAUCGAGGGCUGGCACGGCUACAAGCCCGACGACAAGCACAAGUGCGACAUGGACCCGUCCCACGUGACGAACGCCAAGCUGCCGGACGAGUUCAUCAUCUCCACUCGCAUCCGCGCGGGCCGCAACAUCCGCGGGAUGCCGCUGCCGCCGGCCACGUCCCGCGCGCACCGCAAGGACGUCAUGAACCUGCUGCAGUCCGCGCUCGGAGACAUGAGCGGAGACCUCGCGGGCAAGUUCUACAAGCUGUCGGAGAUGUCGCCCGAGGACGAGCAGCAGCUCAUCACGGACCACUUCCUGUUCCAGAAGCCCGGCGGUGGCACUCUGCUGGAAGCUGCAGGCGCCGCGCGCGACUGGCCCGCGGCCCGCGGCAUCUUCCACAACAACGAGAAGACCUUUUUGGUCUGGUGCAACGAGGAGGACCACAUGCGUGUCAUCUCCAUGCAGGACGGAGGUGACGUCGGCGCCGUGUUCGAGCGCUUCUGCCGUGCCAUUAAGAGCGUGGAGGAGAGCAUCAAGGGCAAGGGCAAGGAGUUCAUGUACAACGAGCACUUGGGCUUCAUCGGCACGUGCCCAUCUAACUUGGGCACGGGGUUGAGGGCCAGUGUCAUGGUCAAGCUGCCCAAGUUGACGGAGGAUGUCGCUCGCUUCGAGAAGAUUUGCUCCCUGCUGCACCUGCAGCCGAGAGGAACUGCAGGUGAGCACUCGGCCUCCGUUGGAGGUGUGUACGACGUGAGCAACAAGCAACGCAUCGGCCACUCGGAGGCCGAGUUGGUGCAGACCAUGGUGAAUGGCAUCACGCUGCUCAUUGCCAUGGAGCAGAAGUUGGUGGCGGGCGAGUCCAUCGACGCGCUCAUCCCCACGGAACCUGCCGCUCCCGUGGUAAUUGACGCCGGUGCUCCUCUUGUUGCUUCAUCGACGAGUACUGCUGUGCUCCCGUCGGAAGAGGACAACUACCCCGUGUUUACUCCCAAGCACCGCAGUUUGAUGGCCAAGCAUCUGACCAAGGAGUUGUACGACAAGUUGAAGGGCAAGCACUCCAGCAAGGGCUACACCCUGGACAUGGCUAUCCAGACGGGUAUUGAUAACGCCCACCUCGGCGUUGGUGUUGUCGCAGGCGACGAGGAGUGCUAUGAGGUGUUCAAGGAGCUGUACGACCCGGUCAUCGAGGGCUGGCACGGCUUCAAGCCUGACGACAAGCACCACACCGACAUGGAUGUGUCCAAGCUGGUGAACGCCGAGAAGAUUGACAACGCCUACGUGCAGUCGACGCGUGUCCGCGCUGGACGCAAUAUCCGUGGACUCAGUCUACCGCCUGGAACGACGCGUGCUGAGCGCCUUGAGGUGGAGAACCUCAUUGCAACUGGUUUGGCCACGCUGACCGACGAGCUUAAGGGAAAGUACUACCCGCUGAGCAACAUGACGAAGGAGGAGGAGGACCAGCUCCAGAAGGAUCACUUCUUGUUCCAGAAGCCUGGAGGCGGCACUCUUCUAACCGGCGCUGGAGCUGCGCGCGACUGGCCGAGUGGACGUGGCAUCUUCCACAACGACCAGAAGACAUUCCUGGUCUGGUGUAACGAGGAAGACCACAUGCGAGUCAUUUCGAUGCAGAGCGACGGAAACAUCGUCGAGGUGUUCGCGCGCUGGGUCAAGGCGGUUGGCGCUGUGGAGGAAAGUAUCAAGGCCAACGGCUACGGCUUCAUGCACAACGACCACCUGGGCUUCAUUGGCACGUGUCCGUCCAACCUGGGCACGGGACUGCGCGCGAGUAUGUUCGUUAAGCUGGAGAAGCUGGGGGCGGACCCUCACGCUCUUGAGGCGGUGUGUGCACCGCUUGGUUUGCAGCCACGAGGCUCGGCAGGUGAGCACUCGGCCGCGGUUGGUGGCAUGUGGGAUAUCUCCAACAAGGCGCGCAUCGGCAAGUCCGAGGUCGAGCUUGUACAGACGAUGAUCGACGGCGUGGGCAAGCUCAUUGAGCUGGAGAAGGAACUUGAAGCCGGCAAGAGCUACGAGGAGGUCCUGGCAUCGGUCGGCGUCACGCCUACCGCACAUUGAAGCCGACUGUAGUCGCUAGAGCGAUGUGGAGCUGAUUGCUAAGCUUCACACUAGGAUAUCUUCGCCCGCGGCAACAAAGAGCGCGAACGCGAUGAACAGCGACCAGACUGCUGGAACGUGUACAGCUCGGACGUUAGCGCUUUAUUCCUUAUAUUUCUACGGUUCAAAUGUGACUCCUGCUUGCUGGUGC
Molecule: messenger RNA, 2615 nt
Organism: Phytophthora sojae
Lineage: Eukaryota; Oomycota; Peronosporomycetes; Peronosporales; Peronosporaceae
Exons: 1
Coding region: 65-2425 (786 amino acids)
Biological process (GO): phosphocreatine biosynthetic process
Molecular function (GO): creatine kinase activity
Source: RefSeq, a predicted model, not a curated record